Candidula unifasciata is the source of this 1491-nucleotide messenger RNA. The record is from the annotation of a GenBank genome assembly. Lineage: Eukaryota; Metazoa; Mollusca; Gastropoda; Stylommatophora; Geomitridae.
UCAGUGGCUCACUAUCGAACACAGAAUUUUGCUGACUCAACCACAUCCUCUCAUCAGAGUGGAGUUUACAGUCGAAAGCAGAGCAAUGCAUCGGAUAAACAGCUGAUUCAGGAUCUGCAGGAUCAGUAUAACUUGCUGAGAGAGCAACUUAUGCAGGAUGGACAGAAUCACAAAGCACAGAUUCUACGCAACUCUGCCGUCAUGCAGGAGAUGCAGGACACAAUACUAGAACUCCAGAAAGAGCUGUCUUCUGCGGGUAAAAUCAACAUCAAGUCCAAAUCAGCUCUACCAGAAAACAUUGAAGUUCAGCAACAGUCACCAUCUCCAGAAACAUCGGUACUCUUCACCCGUCUGGACUCCGAGAGAAAUGCAAAGAUCAUGAAGAAAGCAGUGAUGGAGGAGAAACUAGAUCCUGAAAAAUACAAGGAGGCUGUGUCCAAAAUGGAUGAAUACGUUAGUCUUCCUGCCAGGCGCUUGGGAAAUCUUGUGAGAAAAUAUGUGCACCACAGACAUCUGCGGGAAACUGAAGAAAAAGUCAAGAAAAGUGCCAGGAUGACACAAGAGGUUCUACAUGCUCUUGACAAGGUGGAGAAUCUACAGUAUCAGAGAACCCGACAGUGGGCAGAAAGAAUGAAUGGAAUGGGAGCUGAGAGACUCAAACUGGCAAACUUGCUCAUGGAUACCUUGGACAGCAUUGAGCAAGAAUCUGGCAUUUUUCUCAUCAAGCCAAUGUAUUCAUACAGGGGCAGAGAAGCAAAGCUAGACCAUGUAAGCAAGCUAAGUCGGCCAAUUCGGCAUCGGCACCGCAGGAUGGCUCCAUUCUCAGAGACAGGGAGCUCUUUUGUUGCAGUGCCAACAACAAGCUCAAACUAUCAUCUCACGAGAACUGAGGAGGACCUGUCUCAGAAGCAGCCUCAUACACUUGCCAAGGCAUCCAGCGCCUGCCCACCAGAAACAAAGACAGGCCACAAUCAUGGCGACUUCAGGGUCUCUGGCAGCCAUGUCACUUUAGGUUCAGGGUCACCAGAAAGCACCUGGAAUACACAGACAUCGCAUCCAUGGAAGGAACAACAACCAAAUUCAUUUCAUACUCCCAGAAUUCUGGAGCUUGAUAUUAACAGAAUGCUGAUUGGUCAAAAUAAUGUCAGCUCUAAACUCCCUUUCCAACCUACUGAUGACAGACUAGUCAACAUUAACCAGAAUACACUCAGGUCUUAUGUUACCGUCCAGCGACCAAGUGCCAGGAUAGGAGCUGACAGGCCAAAUACAGGUCCAGGAAGAACAAAUGGUCAGAAAGUGGGUGUGUCACAGAUAGAUAAAGACAUCCCUGUUUUGAUCCCAUCCCCUCGACCACUUCCACCGAUCACCAACAGUCAGGAUGAUGUGACGGAGAGAGGGACUGACAGACCAUCAUCAUCUGUCGAAUCAACUUAUAAGGAUAAUAAUGAUGUUCCUAGAAAGACAGCAGGUGUGUUCCAUGUACCAGUCUAA